This is a messenger RNA of Seminavis robusta, 587 nucleotides long. The record is from the annotation of a GenBank genome assembly. Lineage: Eukaryota; Bacillariophyta; Bacillariophyceae; Naviculales; Naviculaceae.
GGCUUGGCUUCGACAACAUGUUGGAUAUCUCCUCGCCAAUUUGGCAAGAGGAAGUAUCCAUCUCGUGCUCACAAAUCGCCCACCUGCUCUAAAAAGAAUUGACAAAAACAAACAUCUAUCAUGUCCGGAAAGAACCCCCUGUUCCCCGUCCUUUGGCUUAUCCUUCUCGUCUGGGUGGCUUGGCCCGUCGCUCUGUUUUGCGCAGGAAUCUGGAUUAUCUUGCAGCCAUUCGAAGCCUGCUUCCAAUUUAUUCGAAAGACAAACAACUUUUUGGAAAAGUUGAUCACAUGGCCUCGGGAUUGCGGAAAGGCCAUCAUGGACUGCUCCCCCAACUGCCCCGCUCCUUAUUAAAGCAACUAAUACAAAGUUGAGAGGAUCGCGACGAGAAUACUGCCGGUUUUGAGAACCUCACAAAGGAAAAGCAUCAAUGCCUCGAUCUUUGCAUGCGCAUCGAACGAGGGGUGUGUUUUUGUGUGGAACGCCAAGUGCAAAGAGAAACUCAAAAUGAUGAGACUGAAUGACUUGGUACAAGUGAGAAUACUGUAGAGAAUGCUUAUUAUAGUAUAGAAGGAACAUUAUCCAAAACA